This is a messenger RNA of Boleophthalmus pectinirostris (great blue-spotted mudskipper), 3159 nucleotides long. Its product is annotated as chromodomain Y-like protein 2. The record is from RefSeq and is a predicted model, not a curated record. Gene Ontology annotation, cellular component: nucleus. Gene Ontology annotation, molecular function: transcription corepressor activity. The transcript is spliced from 7 exons. Bases 281 to 1801 code for a protein of 506 amino acids. Lineage: Eukaryota; Metazoa; Chordata; Actinopteri; Gobiiformes; Gobiidae.
GCGUACGAGGCGGGCUGUCUUCAGUUUGUCACUUGUUCGGAGUAAACAACAGCACCGCCCGACGCUUGUUUGUUUGUAAGUGUAGAACGAUCCAACGCACAGCGCCGAGCUCGAUUGACGCUGUCUGCUGAUCUGCUACUGCGGAUUGCUCAGAAUAACACGGCUGCUUGCUAAUUCCCGUCCGUCUAUCGGGGCUUUCGCCGAAACGCCGAGAGAGUAUACGAUCCAAAAAGCCAACAAGACAGCUAAAAACGUCGCGCCACCCGAGCCCGCGCCCAGUAUGGCUUCGGGGGACCUGUACGAGGUGGAGCGUAUUGUUGACAAGAGGCGGAACAAAAAGGGCAAAUGGGAAUACCUGAUCAGAUGGAAAGGCUACGGGAGUAAAGAGGACACUUGGGAACCAGCACACCAUCUACUUCACUGUGAAGAGUUCAUUGAUCAGUUUAACAGUUUACGCAUACACUCACAAAAACGGCCCAAAACAUCCAGAAUUCAUCAUCAUUUUUCCAACCCAAAGGAAAAUACUAGAGUUCAAUCAGAAACUAAAAAGACCAAAAGGACUAGUGCAUCCCCUGUGAGAGUUGGGACAGUGCUGGACAUUGGAGGGGUCUCAGCUGGUACCACUCACAAACAGAAAAAGUUAGGCAUUUCUAGUGAAAAGCACCCGAUAGGGGAUGGACUGAACAAAACUGUCACAUACAAAGCCCCACCUGGUACUGGGCUGCCUCCUGUUCCUCCUGUGCCAGUGGAUAGACAUGCUCAGAAUGGACUUGAGAAUGGGGACAUGGAGCCUGUCCUGUAUAGAGCAGCAACAAGACCACAGAGACCUCCACCUCCAGAGAGAGUGGACCUAGGAUUCACAGACAUGACCCAACAACAGUUCUCCAGUGAACUUGGACCCCCUCACGUCAAUGGAAAAAUACAUUUGCACAACUCGGUCAAACGGAAGCUGACUGAAGACAAAUGCAGUGCCAUUGACAAGCGGCUCAGGUACAACGUGCGACAGAACGAGAGCAACUGUCGAUUCAGGGACAUCGUGGUGAGGAAAGAGGAGGGCUUCACUCACGUGCUUCUAUCCAGCCAGACAACAGACAACAACGCUCUGACGCCUGAGAUCAUGAAGGAGGUGUGCCGUGCUCUGGGCAAUGCUGCUACAGAUGACAGUAAGCUGUUACUGCUCAGCUCUGUGGGCACUGUAUUCUGCAGUGGGCUGGAACCAUCCUACCUGAUCGGCCGUCUGUCCACUGAUCGCAGGAAAGAGAGCAGCCGCAUUGCCGAGGCUGUACGAGACUUUGUGUUGGCAUUUAUCCACUUCAAGAAGCCCAUUGUAGUGGCCAUAAAUGGGCCAGCUCUGGGUUUAGGGGCAUCCAUACUGCCCCUGUGUGACGUGGUUUGGGCAAGUGAGAGAGCCUGGUUUCAGACUCCAUGUGCUGCCCUGCACCUCACCCCCUCUGGCUGCUCGUCAUACACAUUUCCUCAGAUCCUGGGGGUAUCUCUAGCUAAUGAGAUGUUGUUCUGUGGGAGAAAGUUGACUGCUCAGGAGGCAUGCAGUCGAGGCUUGGUGUCACAGGUGUUCUGGCCCACCACAUUUAACCAAGAGGUCAUGUUACGGGUGAAGGAAAUGGCUUCUUGUAAUGCAGUGGUUUUAGAAGAGUCUAAAUGUCUUGUUCGGGGCAUAAUCAUCUCAGUUUUGGAGGAGGUGAAUGAGAAGGAGUGUCAGAUGCUGAAGCAACUCUGGUGUUCUACUAAAGGUCUGGAGACACUGUUCAGUUACCUUCACAACAAGUCCUAUGACAAGUGAGCGACUACUGCCUAAACAGAAGUAAUGCUGUGAUUAGCUGUAAAUGAAGGAUGCGCUUAAGUGCAGUUUAUUUAUUUUCUAUGAUGUAACUGAUUUUAUUCGACAUAUUUUAAUCUAAAAGAAUCAGUCAAAGGUCUGUUAUUUCAAAGCAGAGUAUAUAGACAUAUACAAAGUCUAUUUAUUUGUGUAUUUCUAUUUUUAAAAAUACCUGAAUAAAUAUUUUGGUAGUUAAUGCCUAUGCUACUUUAACAUUCCUGAGAUUCUUGCUAAAGAAAACUCACCAAUUUCAAUGGCUGUUAACAGUUUAAGCAAGGUUACUUAUGGCAUACAAUAUUAUAAAUUGUUGGGGUAUACAGUAUCAUCCAUAGUUUAACUUUUGUGUUUUUGCUUUGCCUGGAAUUUUUCACACCUUACCUUGCAUUUAAAGAACUUCAGGUGUUUUAUUGCUAAGAAAUACCUUGAAAUACAUGAAUUCCUUCUGUGACCAGGCUGGCCGCUCCAUAGAUGGGACAUAUAACAAGGCUUGGUAACUUCACCUUCUUCUUUCUAUGUAGAUAGAUAUAAUGCCAUACUGUGGCAUUCCAGACAAAGCAAUAACAUCUCAGUGGAGACCAGAAAAUGUGGAUGUCCCCCUCCCUGAAAAUUUAUAGUACACUGUUUAAAUAUAAUUGUCUUACAAGAAUGUAAUAAUAGUCUAUAUUAUAACAUAAUGCAUCGCAUAAACAGCACUUAUUUUUAAUACAUGUUUUGAACUGUGAGGUUUGAAUCAAAAGAUAAUUAAUUAUACACAUAGGUUCUUACACUGACCAAUCUUCAUUUAGUCCAAGUAGUGCAUCUUUUUAAUGUAAUUGUCAAGGAAAGAUUUAUAGGUUGGUGUAGUUAACUUGAAUAUAUGUACAAUAUAUGUUUCUCCGUUGAAUAUGGUAUGUAUUUAUUUGUGUUUCUGAGCACAGAACUGGAAACGCAGUGUAAUGUAUGCAGUUGGAGUCCUAGUCCUUGUCUGCAUGUGACAAACUAUCUUGUAAAGAAUCAUGUUCUGCAUAACAACGAAACUCUUAAGUGUGUGUAAACUGUCCUUUUAGAUUUUCAGCAAGUGUAAAAAUGCAUCUGAGAAUAUUAACACAAAGUGGAUUUUGUAAAUAGGUGCAUGUGCUUACAUUUACUGUAUUUAUAUAAAUGUUGUAUGUUUUGUACCAGGAUUGUAAUUAUGGUAGAAAUCUUGCAAGUUAUUUUUCUAUUUAUUUGAGAUACAUUUUGGAUAUGCAGUGCCAUGCGGUUUGCUUUGCUUUAGAGGAACCCCAACAAUUUAAAGCAUUAUUGGCCAGUAUGUAUAUAUAUAUAUAUAUAUAUGUGUGUGU